GUCUCAUCCCUCUUGUGAAUUGUCUGUACACUGUAUUUCUGCAACGCAACGAGGCAUCUGAUGUCCAGCCUGCAGAUGAUUUGAGCAAUUGACCUACCUGUCUUGAUGUCAUUCUGCAUCCUUUCAUCAAAGUCCUUGUGAUGAUCAACCAGCCAGCCAGCCAGCCCGUAGCAGACACGCAGCUUGUUGAUACAGCCACGCGAUCGUUGUCUCAAAAUCAACUCGACGACGGCGCCAGAGAACAGCUCGUUUCUGCGCCGACGGCGGCAUCGAUCCUGAUGCGCGGAUAUCCGUUCCAGGGCGCAACAUGCAUCGAUUCCAUCAGGCAGACCGCCCCAUGCGGCAUGCGGUCGCGAUCAGAUAUGUCGUUCUGCUCAGAGCGAUCUCAACAGAGGAACACAAUCAAUCUACACCUUCCGUCAGAGCCAUCUAGACCGAAUGCAGCGACCUUGAGGAGCUCUGUAGGAAAGCGACAAUUCGGCAUGCUCCUGCUGCUUCGACCUCUGCCUUGGCCACAGUACGACACGUCUUCCGAACCUCCGGGCUGGCAAUUCCGGGCUCCUGACAGCUUGCUGAAGAAGUCCUCGAUAUGUAUGCUUCCGGAUCUUGCAAUACCGAACUCUGGACACUCGGCCACCAGAGAAUCGCUCGCCGCAUCAUCCAGUCCUGGUUCUGGUACUAUUUCCUUUGAUUGGUGAGCCCUCCAGAACAAGGACAGCUGUGGUCGCUUUCCAUCAAAAAGCUGCUGCGAUAAAGGUAAUCCUGUAGACCCAGCAGUGAUUUCCCUGUUCAUCCUCUGUGAUGUGUUGGUUCCGGUGGCUUCCUGGGUGAAGGGACGAACACAAGACAAGAAGAGAGAUAGUCUGGUGCAGAGUCUUCAUGCCUAGUGGUCCAGUAUCCGGCUG
Molecule: messenger RNA, 905 nt
Organism: Aureobasidium pullulans EXF-150
Lineage: Eukaryota; Fungi; Ascomycota; Dothideomycetes; Dothideales; Saccotheciaceae
Exons: 1
Coding region: 141-698 (185 amino acids)
Source: RefSeq, a predicted model, not a curated record